Messenger RNA from Penicillium cataractarum, 912 nucleotides. Its product is annotated as RTA1 domain-containing protein. The coding region runs from base 1 to 912 and encodes 303 amino acids. The transcript has 3 exons. Gene Ontology annotation, cellular component: membrane. The record is from RefSeq and is a predicted model, not a curated record. NCBI's taxonomy places the organism in Eukaryota, Fungi, Ascomycota, Eurotiomycetes, Eurotiales, Aspergillaceae.
AUGCUUGUCGAGGAGCGCUCCAUUCAGCACACUGGGAAUGGCUCAUUCUACCGCUAUAACCCGUCGCUAGCGGUCGCUAUCGUGGCGGCUGUUCUCUAUGGAAUAGCAUUUAUCCUGACUUUAGUGCAAUGGAUCCGGUAUAAAUCAUGGGUCUGGAUUGUCAUGGUCGUUGCCGCAGCAAUGGAAGCAGUCGGCUACAUUGGCCGGUGUAUCUCUACCCAGAAUGUCACAGACAAGCCUGUCUACGUCCUGCAAUUCGCUCUUAUCAUCCUUGCACCGGUCCUCAUGGCUGCCUGCUGUUAUGUCCUAUUCAGCCGCAUCCUCUUCUUGAUUGUCCCUCGCGAGGAACGGACCUUCCGCUUGUGUUGGGUGCCCCCUCGGUUCAUCACCCCACUAUUCGUGGGGUUUGAUGUCGUUGCGCUUUUUCUCCAGCUGGUUGGAGCUGUUAUGAUCUCCUCGGUCGAUUCCACUGACACUGAUGCAGCCAGCAAGCUCAACCGGGGAAAGCACAUUGCCCAGGCCGGUGUUAUCGUACAGCUGAUUGCUUUUGGUCUCUUCUCUGUGGCUGCUGUCCGGUUCAAUUUCACAUCGAAACGAUUUACCAAGACCAUUCACGAGAGAUAUGAGAUGUUUGGCGAACGGGACUACAUUGUCGAUGGGAUUGCUAAGAAAAAGCACUGGCCCGCGUUAUUGCGCGUGGUGAAUCUUACUACUUUGUUGAUCUUGGUCCGUUCCAUUUAUCGUCUAGUGGAAUUUACUGAGGGUGUUACGGGGUAUAUCAAUCUACAUGAGUGGACCAUGUAUGUCUUCGACGCCUUGGUCAUCUAUCCUUGCGUCGCACUGUUCAUCUACUGGCAUCCUGGAAAGUAUUUGCCGUAUCUGGGCUUCCGUUUGCCCAAGCACGCUCGCUAG